AUGGUAUCGAACAUUUGGGUAGCUGCUGCUGACAACCAAGUCAAGAUAGUUGAAGACUAUUUAAGUUCAGGAUUUACUGCUAAUUCUAAAGAUCCUAAUGGUUAUACACCUAUUCAUGCUGCUGCAUCUUAUGGGCAUAUUGGAUUAUUGAAAAAAUUAAUCGCUAGUGGUGGUGAUAUAAAUAUACAGGAUAAUGAAGGUGAUACUCCAUUACAUCAUUGUGAAGAUGUUAAAACUGCCAAAUGUAUAAUUGAAGAAUUAAAAGGUGAUUGGAAAAUCAAAAAUGAAGAUGGACAAACUGCAUUAGAUUAUAAAGAAGAGGAUGAUGAGUUCCCAGAAUUAAUAGCAUACUUGAAAUCAAUCAAGAUUGGUGAUGGUGAACCUGUAGAAACAGAAUCUCAACCAACUGAAGAUUCCAUAGUCGAUCACUUACCAUCUCCUGGUAAUGUUGAUGGUCAUGAUAUAAGGUAUUCCAUACAAAAUGAAGAAGAUGGUGAAAUAGAUGAAGAAAAACGUAAACAAAUCGAAGCUAUCAUAAAUGGUGAUAAUCCUGAAGAAGCCUUAAGAGAAUUAGUCACUAAAGCUGUUCAUGAAGGUAUGGCAGAAUAUCGUGAUACUAAAAGAAGAAAAGAUUAA
This is a messenger RNA of Yamadazyma jaroonii, 636 nucleotides long. Lineage: Eukaryota; Fungi; Ascomycota; Pichiomycetes; Serinales; Debaryomycetaceae. The record is from the annotation of a GenBank genome assembly.